Messenger RNA from Cherax quadricarinatus, 4412 nucleotides. The record is from RefSeq and is a predicted model, not a curated record. NCBI's taxonomy places the organism in Eukaryota, Metazoa, Arthropoda, Malacostraca, Decapoda, Parastacidae.
UUGUAAGUAGUAUUAGUAGCUUUAUUUGUUUUGUUUGCGUUGCAGAUAUCCAGUCAUGGUGGGAGCUGCCGAGUAUAGCCCACUUUUGCUCACUCUUUAGGGCCGCCUUCGAUCUUCUUGACUUUGAUAUUGAGGAGUUAGAGGAAGCCUUACUAACCGAUGGGUUGGACGACACAGGGAGUCCACUGUUGGCCGAGUUGACAGUACGCCUGGUGCAAGGCUGUCUUCCCGGCAAGACAGUCAAUGCCACCAAUUACCAGAGCUACUUAAGGAAGCUCUUUAAACACAAAUGUCAUGAGGACCCAACCAGAGAAAAUUUAUUUGUUGAGGGAGAUAUGCGAUGGCUUCCUCUUCGGCGAAAAGUAGAAAUUCUUCAUGCACUCUGUGAUUUCAGACUAGAAGCUGAAGACGUUCUUGAUCUCUUAAAAAAUUUAGAAUCCGACAGUUUACGGGUGGAGCCCCUUGGGUACGAUGAUAGUGGUUCUACUUACUGGUAUUUUUACGGCACCCGCCUUUAUAGGGAGGAUCAUUCAUUAUAUCACCCACACAGACGAAAACCAAAGGAUAAAGACAAAGAUAAAGAAGAUAAAAGAAAAAAGAAGAGAAAGAAAAAAGGCCACAAAAAUGAAGAAACUGAUGAGGAAGCAGAUAUACCAAAUCCUGUCUGGCAGGUUCAGUGCUUCUCUGAGGAAGACUGGAACGUUCUUGCCGAAAAGUUUGAGGAUUGUGCGUCCAAGCUUGAACGUAGUUUGUUACAGACACUCCGAGAAGACUUCCUUCCAGAGAUUCCACGGCUCUUCCAGGAAAAAGAGAAGAUUCAGAGAAAGCGCAUGAUGGAAUUUGCUCCGAGAAGAUCUUCUGGGCGGGUACAAAAAUUAAAAGAGAAAAGAGAAGAGGAGGAAAAAAAAAUGGCAAUAGAAAUUGUUGAACAGGAAAAGAGAAGACAACUAGAGGAAGAUAAAAAGAAGAAAAAGAAAGAAGAGGAAUCAGUUGCAGCUGAAAAAAAUGAAAAGAAAAAUAUACGUGAGGUUUUAAAGGAGGAGAUCAUUCAGGAAAAAACAAGCCCACUAAAACUGAGCAAAUCACAGCGAGAGAGAAAGAAAAGUGAAGAUCAGGAUUUAAACAUAAGAGAAAAGUUGGACAUAAAGGACAUCAAGAAUGAAGUGAUUGAGGUCAGUGAUCCAUCUGAUCAUAAUGAAGAUGUCCAGGAGGAACCUGUCAGAAAAGUCAGAAUGGGUAGGCCAAGAAAGAACAGUACAGAAGAACCUGAGGAAAGGGUUAAAAAUUGCAGAGGAAGAAAGCCAGGUCGUGGGAGAAAGCCAGGAAGGAAGCCGGGAUCACAAAGACUGGUUACAAGAGAGGAAGUUACAGAUGAAGAAGUUGAAGAGAGUACUAAACCUCAGGUUUACAGUGGACGGAAAACCAACAAUUCCUUAUCUUCAGUAGCGUUUUCAUUAAAUCACACUGCAGUAGUGCCUGAGCCCGAUGUAACUAAUGUUAACUCUGUCACGUCACCGCCCACUAAAAAGAAAGUCAAGAGUGCACAUAUGGUUUUACAAACUGAGGACGAUUUACGCACAGGGAUGUACAAGGUUCUUGAACAUCUACGGGACCAUGAAGACGCAUGGCCGUUUCAUGAUCCAGUUGAAGAGGAAUAUGCACCCAAUUACUAUGCAGUUAUCCGAAGACCUAUGCACAUCACUAGGAUGGAGGAGCGCCUGGAUGCUGGGUUUUACUCUAAUCUUAAGAUGUUUGAGGGAGACUUCAAACUCAUGAUGGAUAAUUGCAAACUUUACAAUGGUCCAGAAAGUGAAUAUACACACAUGGCAUACACACUUGAGAAAGUGUUUGCUAAGCUCAAGGCUAAAUACCUUGAAGCAGACCUUUCCUCUGAUGAAGAAAUGUACAUUGAUAUGAGCUACCAGCAAGCAGCAAAGAGAAAGAACAAGAGAAGAAGUAACAGCGAUGAGAAAGAGAACACAAGAAUAGAUGGGGGAAAAGGCACGCCAAAAAAAAGAGGACGCAAAAAAAAGAAAGUUGGAAGAAAACCAAAGGAGAAGCAUAAUAAUGAUUCACAUAUUAUGUCUGAGAAAGAAAAGGAGUGGAAGAAAAGUAAAUUUUCCAGAGAAAAAGACAAAGAAAAGGAUAAAACUAAGAAUAAAGACAAACCAAAGAUUGACGAAUAUGAGUUUCGUGAUGAGGAUGAUGAUGAAGAUGAUGAUGAUGAUGAAGAUGAGUUUGAGGAACCACCACUUCUAGUGAGGGAAGAUCCUUACCCUGAGGAUGAUGAUGAGAUGGAGGAGGGUGAGGAAACGGCAGAAGAACCUCAUUCCACACUAGAGGACCCUCUUAAAGAAGAUGCAAAAGUUGUAAAAAACAAAGUGGGAAGACCAAGAAAAGAAGACGUGAACAAGAAGGUAGUUAGCGAUGUGAUUGAUGAUGAAGAUGAGGAGGAUGAUGAUGAUAUGGAGCCUGAUGUCUGUCUAUAUUACAAUAAUAAUGAUUACAGAAGUGAUGAAGAAGAAAAUGAUGAUGUAAGAAGUAACACAGACUAUAUAAACGAAAGACACAAUGAACUAUUUGGUGAAAUAGAUGAUAUUGAAGAUGAGGAAGAUGAACAAGAGGUUGAAGAGGAGGAGGAGGAGGAGGACAAUUCUGUUGUGAAAACCAAUGAAAAAGCCAAACACAAUCAUUCAGGGAAACAGAGUAAAAAGAAAAGUGGUUCAGUAAAAGACAAAGAAAAAAAGAAGCAUAAACAUGGUGACAAACACGAUAAACACCAUCACCACCAUCAUCAUCACCAUCAUCAUCAUAAGAGCAAAUCAAAAGAGGGAAAACACCAUAAAAAGAAGAACAAGCAUGCUACAGAGAAGGAUGCUAAGAAGAUACUAAAAGUGGAGGAUGUGUAUGACUACUCAGAGGAGGAAGAUCAGGGGGUGACUGCAGAGGAGAGGCAGGGUAAUAAAGUGGCACUUAAAACCAAAGAUGAAACUGGGAAGAAAAAGAAGAAAAUCAAACACAGAGGAAAACAUGAGAAACAUGGAAAGCAUCACGAUAAGCAAGAAAAGCAUGAAAAACAUAAAGAAGGAAAGGCAAAAGAGAGUAAGAAAGAAAGUAAAAAGAAAAAUAGCAAGAAAAAGAAGAUUCCAGCAAAAAAUAUGGCUGCUAUUGAUGCUUUGUCUGCAGCAACAGAACAAACUCUAAAGGAAAUAACAACAAUGCUGGAUGAUUCCACUAUGCCACGCAUCAGUGAAUACUCCUCUGCUAGUAAUUCUCCAUCACACAAGGUUACAGCUGAGGAAUUUGAAGCUAUUGCAUAUAAAAUUGAGGCUGAAUACAGAAGAAAAUUAAUGAUGGAUGAACCCAAAGAUAAAGAUAAGAAGGCUCAUAAAAAGAAGAAGAGAAAGAAUGGAAAUGGAGCAGAUGGAGAAGAAGAACCAAAGAAGAAAAAGUUGAAAAAGGAGAAGAAACCAGAAAAUGAUAAGGAUAGUCUAGACAAUACUAAAGAACUGUUUAAAGAUAUUAAAGAUGGAAGAAUAAAGCCAGGGGCUAUUAUCAAAUCGAAAGAUAUUGCCAAGAAAGAGGGUGUUGUUAAAAAGGAAACCAAAAGCUCUUCAGAGGGUAAGCCAAAAGCAAAGACCAACCCUUUUGGUAAGAUCAACAAGCAAGAGCAUUCAAAGUUGACAACACUCAUAGCUAAAGCCAAAGAGUCACGUAUUGGGUUAGUACCAAAUAGUGAAGUAGGGGAUAGCCCCAAACUUAGUCUAGGCAGUAUUAUUCUCUCUGGAGACAUCGGCACAGGGAUAAAAUCAUCGCAUGAACCUAACAGCACAGAUGAAGAAGAAAAAUGUGAACCAAAAGAGAAGUGGGAUAGCCCAUGGGAGAAUAGAUGGGAAAAAGUGCCAGAAAAGGAGGAAGCUCCAUCUGUAAGGUCAGUAAGAGAGGAAGAAGAGAAGGAAGAGAUCCCAGAGGUAGAAGAGCUUACAGAAAGGAUAAGUGAAGAACCACCUCCAACUCCCAGAGCUCCAGAAAUAAAGCAAGAGCGAGCAACACCUAAUUUAAGUGCUUGGUUUAAAGCCUUUGGCACUCCCAAACUCUCUUCUGCAGGUCCAAAGAAAAUGCCAGAUGAGCAGAUGGAUAGUCCAAAGGAGUUAGAUGAGAAUGAAGUUAUUAAUGUUGAUGAUGAAGAUGAAGUGGAAGAAGCCGAGCCAAGUACAUUAGAUGAACCGCCACCAUCAUUACUACCACCUGCAAGUCCUGAGCCUCCAGUUUCUCCAGAACCUCCAAUCUCUCCUGAGAAACCACCUGAGACUCCAUGGUAUGAAAAAUUAGAUGAAAAAUUAGAAGACGAACCUAUCUGGAAAAAAAUGAAGAUGGAAGAUCAAGAAUAUGCAAUUCGGGACUGCAGUAUG